Owenia fusiformis is the source of this 490-nucleotide messenger RNA. Lineage: Eukaryota; Metazoa; Annelida; Polychaeta; Sabellida; Oweniidae. The record is from the annotation of a GenBank genome assembly.
UGCCCGAGAAUAAGACAAAACUGUUGGAGAAGUUGUUGGAAAAUAAUAGAACAAUAGAGACAUUCGGCUUAACCAGAUGCCCUCAAUGCCAAGUUAACACAGACUGGCACAAGUUUAUGACUGUCGCCGAAGUAUACAAGAUACAAGGAGGGGGAGAUUUUGAGCCUUAUGUUGUUGUACAAAGAAAGACCAGCCCUGCUUAUGAUGAACGUUUGAUAGCUAGGCAUAUGAACAAAAUACUAUAUGAUUACGAAUUAUAUGUUUUGAAGUAUGAAUUCUAUGUUUUACCAGAUGUAUACAUCGUUCAUGAACCACACAAACGGAUAAAGCAACCAAAGUCUGUAUGGAAGUGUAUGGAGAAAAUUGCAAAGCAGAUCGUCAGAGAGGUUGACAGGAAGAAAUCAUAGUACAUCAUGAAAAGGCUCAUGUCAUCUCAUUCAACUUGUAAGACUGUAAGACUAAAUCAUCACAAUCAUGUUAAUGGAUAUAU